GCCAUUUUGUUAGCGCACGGGGUGCGCGGUGAUGGUGCGUACGGGGCGCAAGGGAAGGUUGUCGGCGCAGAGCUGUCACAUUGUACUUGGCGCAGGCGCGGCCCGGCGCCGGUAAAAUGCGAGAGGGGCGCCGCGCGCUCCACCGCACCGCCGCUCUGCUGUUUGCCUGCCUACUCUUCCUCACCUCGCAAGUCGACGCCUCUGAUCCCCCCGAGAUCACGAUCCGGCCGCGCAAUCUCCAAGUUCGUGCAAAUGGCAUAGCCGCCUUCUACUGCGCAGCCAGAGGUGACCCCGUGCCCAACAUUCAGUGGCGAAAGAACGGCAAACGAGUUUCAAGCAUGCAAUCCCGGUAUCAAGUAUCUGGCAUGGACUCAGCAGCAGGCCCUGGUGCGAACGGCGCCGUACUGCGCAUCGAACCUGUGCGUGCGCAGCGAGACGACGCCACGUAUGAAUGUGUGGCUGAGAAUGGAGUUGGAGAUGCUGUGACUGCUGUUGCUACCCUGACUGUUUUUGAAGCUGACAAAGUACCUCCCGGGUUCCCGAACAUAGCGCCACCCCCGACCACAAUGGUGGUAGAGGUUGGCCACACAGCCACCCUGCCGUGUCAGGCCACUGGGAACCCUACGCCAAAGAUCAAAUGGCUCUGGAACUCUUUACCACUUGAUGUAGCAUCGAACCCGAGAUACGCGUUGCUCAAUGAUAAGAUGCAUGGUACGCUACAAAUAGUAAAGAGUGAGGAAGAAGACCAGGGCCGCUUCGAGUGCGUCGCUGAAAACUCCAUUGGCACCGAAUUCUCCAAACCCACCUCUUUGUAUGUCAAAGUGCGAAGAGUCGCCCCGCAGUUCUCGAUACCGCCUCCGCCAAAGUCCGAAGUUAUGCUGGGAGGUAACCUGACUCUCAAGUGCGUGGCUUUCGGAUCACCCAUGCCUACUGUCAAGUGGAGGAAAGGCUUAACCCAGUGGCUGACACCAGAAGAUAACCCGCCUCUCGGCCUUAACACGCUUAAGCUGGAAGAUAUCCGCGAAUCCUCAAACUACACCUGCGAGGCGGCCAGCGUGCUGGGUGUCAUCGAAGCCGUAGCUGAGGUUAAAGUCCAAUCACUACCGGGCCCACCAACUGAAGUCCGAGCGUCCGAAAUCACAGCAACUACAGUUCGGCUAGCGUGGACCUACAGUGGACCUGAGGAGCCGCAGUACUACGUUAUUCAGUACAAACCUAAAUAUGCCAAUCAGGCUUUCAGCGAAAUCUCAGGCGUGAUUACUCAAUACUACUCUGUGACGAAUCUCUCACCUUACACUGAGUACGAAAUGUACGUUAUUGCUGUGAACAACAUUGGUCGAGGACCUCCAUCGGCACCAGCGGUCAUUACUACAGGAGAAACCGUGGACUCUCUAUAUGGAGGUGCCAAACCUGGUUCAGCGCCACGCAACGUUCAAGUACGCCCACUAAGCUCCAGUACCAUGGUCAUACAGUGGGACGAACCCGAGACUCCGAAUGGACAGGUUACGGGAUACAAAAUUUAUUACACGACAGAUCCCUCUCAACCCUUGCAGUCGUGGCAUUCCCAAAUGAUGGACAACAGCCACCUAACAACGAUAAGUGAGCUGACCCCGCAUACAGUGUACACCAUACGUGUACAGGCGUUCACCUCCGUGGGCCCCGGCCCCAUUUCCGCACCUGUACAGGUUAAAACUCAACAAGGUGUUCCUUCUCAGCCAUCAAACUUGGUGGCCGUGGAGGCCGGUGAAACAUCAGUGACGUUAUCAUGGCGACGGCCCGCCCAUGCAGGAGACAACAUUGUCUCGUACGAGUUGUACUGGAACGAUACUUAUGCCAAGGAACAUCAUCGGAAGCGGAUACCAAUAACAGAGACGUAUACCCUCAAUGGCCUCUACCCAAAUACAUUGUACUACAUUUGGCUGGCAGCGAGGUCGCAGCGUGGCGAGGGGGCUACGACGCCACCCAUCGCAGUCCGAACCAAGCAAUACGUUCCUGGAGCGCCACCAAUGAAUGUGACUGCUGUGCCGGUGUCACCGACUGCCAUCCGCGUGACCUGGCAACCGCCGCCAGCUGAGCGCGCGAACGGCCGGAUCGCUUACUACAAGCUACUUUGCGUGGAAUCUGGAAGGGGAGACUCUGAGGCUACUGUUGUGAAACUUAACCAAACCUCUUUCGUACUGGAUGAGCUGCGCCGCUGGACGGAAUAUCGCAUUUGGGUGCUUGCGGGGACUAGCGUGGGCGACGGACCCGCCUCCUAUCCUGUCACUGUCCGCACGCAUGAAGACGCCAUAAGGAUGCCUGGCGAGCCCCAAGACGUGAAGGUCACCGCCAUCAACUCCACGUCCAUUCAUGUGACUUGGAAGCCCCCUCUAGAGAAAGAGAAGAAUGGUAUCAUUAGAGGCUAUCACGUUCACGUACAAGAAGUGCGAGAAGAGGGCAAGGGUCUUCUGUAUGACCCUAUGCGUUUCAACGUUAUGGAAGAUACUACUCUGGAGCUGAACAUCUCAGGACUGCAGCCAGACUCCCGGUACAACGUACAAGUGGCCGCUCUGACAAGGAAGGGAGACGGAGACCGUAGUUCGCCGGUGUCAGUGAAGACACCCGGUGGUGUGCCAAACCGGCCUACCGUUAACCUUAAGGUUUUGGAGCGUGAACCAGUAGUAUCGAUAGAAUUGGAAUGGGCGAAGCCUACACAAACCUAUGGAGACUUAUUAGGUUACCGGUUGAGAUACGGAAUCAAAGAUCAACCCCUUGACGAAGAAAAUUUCUCAGGAACUAAAAUUACUUCACACAGAAUACAUGACUUGGAAAGAGGCGUACAAUACGAGUUCAGAGUAGCAGGAAGAAAUCAUAUCGGUAUUGGACAAGAAACUAUCAAAUACUGGUUAACUCCAGAAGGAGCACCAAAGGGGCCGCCAGUAAACGUUACUUAUCACUUCCAAACACCAGAUAUUAUCAGCAUAAAAUGGGAGCCACCUUUAAGAGAGGACCGUAGCGGACAAAUAAAAAAAUAUGACGUGCAAUUUUAUAAACGCGGAGAUCCGUCGUCUCAAAUCGAAAAAACGACAGAACAAACGAAGGCUGUAUUUACUGGUUUAGAAGAAGAUGCUCAUUACAUAUUUAAAGUUCGAGCUUAUACUGCUCAGGGACCUGGACCGUAUAGCAAGGACGUGACGGCUCAUACUGAACGGGACAUCGGUAGGGCGCCUAUGUCAGUUAAAGCCGUCGCUACUUCGGAAUCUGGUGUGGAAGUUUGGUGGGAACCUGUACCUUCAAGAAGGAAAAUUAUUGGCUACGUCAUCUUUUACACUAUGGCACCGGUAGAAGAUUUGGAUGAAUGGAGUCAGAAGACUGUUCAUGUAACACAUUCAGCAGAUUUAGAAAAUUUGGAAAAAUUUGCGGAGUAUGCUAUUGCCGUAGCAGCGAAAACGAGCGAAGGUCUAGGAAGACUAUCAGAAAAAGUUACCGUUAAAGUGAGGCCUGAAGAAGUGCCCUUACACCUCAGAGCUCAAGAUGUAUCCACCCACUCCAUGACUCUGUCAUGGUCACCUCCGUUACGCUUAAACCCCAUUAGUUAUAAGAUAUCGUACAACGCCAUUAAAGAAUUUGUAGAUUCGCUUGGUAUGACACAAACACAAGAAAUUCCAAAAAGGGAGAUUGUGUUAAAGCAUGAUAGGACUUCUUUUUCCAUAAAUGACCUUUCUCCAUUCACAACAUACAGUGUAAAUGUGAGUGCCAUACCGAACGAUGAGUCAUACAGACCACCGACAAAGAUAACGGUUACGACGCAGAUGGCUGCACCAAAACCUAUGGUAAAGCCAGAUUUUUACGGCGUUGUUGAAAACGAAGUUCUUGUAAUUCUACCUCAAGCUUCUGAAGAAUAUGGGCCUAUUUCCCAUUAUUACUUAGUCGUAGUUCCUGAUGACAAAGCGCAUAAUCAUAUGAACCCUGACCAGUUCCUAACCGAUGACUUAAUUAAAAACAAUGCUAGAACAGAUGACGAAAAUGCUCCUUACAUUGCUGCAAAAUUCUUACAACGAAACAUUUUGUACACAUUCCAUCUCGGCAACGACGAAAUGUAUGAAGGCUUCCUGAACCGAAAGUUAAAUCCCACCAAGAAAUAUAGAGUGUUCGUAAGAGCUGUUGUAGAUACUCCACAGAAGCACUUAUACACGUCAAGUCCAUUUUCUGAAUAUUUGUCUCUAGACAUGCGGGAAGCGCCCCCAGGAGAAGAACCGAGCAGGCCUGAUCCGAAGGACAUGCAUGAGAAUCCUGAUAUCACUAUUGAGGAGAACAAAAAAGAAGCUGGUAUGGUAUGGGUUAUCGGUCCAAUUAUUGCAGCUUUAACACUUUCCCUGCUAUUGGUAUUACUGUUCCUAGCAAAACGACGAAGACAACCCUGUAAAACUCCUGACCAAGCGGCUGUAACUCGUCCAUUAAUGUCAGCCGACGUUGGAUUUGGAGCUCCUUCCGAUCCUGUUGAAAUGAGAAGACUAAACUUCCAAACACCAGCAAUGAUCUCACACCCACCAAUCCCUAUAUCCGAACUUGCUGAACAUAUUGAUAGAUUAAAAGCCAAUGAUAACCUCAAAUUUUCUCAAGAGUAUGAAAGUAUUGAACCUGGUCAACAAUUUACGUGGGAUCAUUCUAACAUGGAGGUCAACAAACCUAAAAAUCGCUACGCUAACGUAAUAGCAUAUGACCACAGUAGAGUGAUUUUACAACCAAUUGACGGAAUACUCGGAAGCGAUUAUAUUAACGCUAACUACUGCGAUGGCUAUCGGAAACAUAACGCCUACGUUGCAACUCAAGGCCCUCUACAGGAGACAUUUGCUGAUUUCUGGCGAAUGUGCUGGGAACUACGAACAUCCACAAUUGUGAUGAUGACAAAACUAGAAGAAAGGACCAGAAUCAAAUGCGACCAGUACUGGCCUAGUCGGGGAAGCGAAACGUAUGGCACAAUGACAAUUACCAUCGCCGAAGUUCAGGAACUUGCCACUUAUUGCAUCCGAACAUUCCAAGUUACUAGGAAUGGUGGCGCAGAACGUAGAGAGAUUAAGCAAUUGCAAUUUACAGCGUGGCCCGACCAUGGUGUACCUGAUCAUCCAGCUCCAUUCUUACAAUUCUUGCGACGUGUCCGAGCUUUGAAUCCACUGGAUGCCGGUCCGCUAGUUGUCCACUGCUCUGCUGGCGUUGGGCGCACAGGUUGCUUCAUCGUCAUCGACUCGAUGCUUGAGAGAGCUAGACACGAACGUACCGUUGACAUUUACGGUCACGUUACUUGUUUGCGAGCUCAACGCAACUACAUGGUGCAAACUGAGGAUCAAUACAUUUUCAUUCACGACGCCUUGCUCGAGGCUGUUGUUUGUGGAGACACAGAGGUGCCAGCUCGAAACCUACACGCACACAUUCAAAAGCUAAUGCGUAUUGAUCCUAUUGAAAACAUCACUGGUAUGGAAUUGGAGUUCAAGAAGUUGGCUAACAUGAAAGCGGACUCCAGUCGCUUUGUUUCUGCCAGUUUACCCAGCAAUAAACACAAGAAUCGACUUGUCCACAUUUUGCCGUAUGAAUCUACCCGUGUUUGCUUGACACCUCGUGAUGGAUCUGACUACAUUAAUGCGUCUUUCAUCGACGGGUACAGAUACAAAUCUGCUUACAUUGCAACUCAAGGACCUUUACCGGACACUACGGAUGACUUCUGGCGAAUGUUGUGGGAACAUAAUUCCACUAUUAUUGUGAUGUUGACUAAGCUGAAGGAAAUGGGCAGGGAAAAAUGUCACCAGUAUUGGCCUUCUGAUCGCUCUGUGCGCUACCAAUGUUUCGUAGUCGACCCAAUUGCAGAAUACAACAUGCCUCAGUACAUUUUGAGAGAAUUCAAGGUGACCGAUGCUCGCGACGGCGCGUCUAGAACGGUUCGUCAGUUCCAAUUCACGGACUGGCCUGAACAGGGAGUGCCUAAGAGCGGCGAAGGUUUCAUCGACUUCUUGGGACAAGUGCACAAGACCAAGGAGCAAUUUGGACAAGAUGGACCCAUCACCGUUCAUUGCAGCGCCGGAGUGGGCCGUACAGGUGUGUUCAUUACACUAUCGACGGUGCUGGAACGGAUGCAGUACGAGGGCGUGGUCGAUGUCUUCCAGACAGUGCGCACGCUGCGCACGCAACGCGUCGCUAUGGUGCAAACUGAGGACCAGUACGAAUUCUGCUACCGCGCAGCGCUGGAGUACCUCGGCUCAUUUGACCACUACGCCAACUGACCCUGAGACAUGCUCGUCUAAACACUACGUACCGUACUACGUACUUAAUUCGCGAAGAUAUUGCUGAUUGAAAUUGAGCAUAAAAUAACCUAAAAUUGGCACAUCUAGGAAAACAAAGAAUUAAGUUUUUUUUCUUGUUCUUUAGUUGUCACAUCUUC
Messenger RNA from Hyposmocoma kahamanoa, 6412 nucleotides. RefSeq names its product tyrosine-protein phosphatase Lar (gene Lar). The transcript has 24 exons. Gene Ontology annotation, biological process: protein dephosphorylation. Lineage: Eukaryota; Metazoa; Arthropoda; Insecta; Lepidoptera; Cosmopterigidae. Gene Ontology annotation, molecular function: protein binding; protein tyrosine phosphatase activity. The coding region runs from base 117 to 6254 and encodes 2045 amino acids. The record is from RefSeq and is a predicted model, not a curated record.